Podarcis raffonei (Aeolian wall lizard) is the source of this 585-nucleotide messenger RNA. Its product is annotated as olfactory receptor 5P3-like. Gene Ontology annotation, biological process: sensory perception of smell; G protein-coupled receptor signaling pathway. Lineage: Eukaryota; Metazoa; Chordata; Lepidosauria; Squamata; Lacertidae. Gene Ontology annotation, cellular component: membrane. Gene Ontology annotation, molecular function: olfactory receptor activity; odorant binding. The record is from RefSeq and is a predicted model, not a curated record.
AUGGCAUAUGACCGAUUCAUUGCUGUCUGUAGACCACUUCUCUACCAUACCAUUAUGUCCAAGAAGAGGUGUAUGUGCCUUGUGUGCAUCUCUUACUUCUUUGGUUGUGUCAACUGCUGCACCCAAACCGAGUUUACAUUUAGUUUGGCAUUUUGUGGCCCAACUCACGUAAACCACUUCUUUUGUGAUGUCCCAGUGGUCAUGAAGGCCUCCUGUUCAGACACAUUUGUGAAUGAAAUGGUCUCCUUAGUCUGUGGUCUCAUCAUUGUGACCACAGCCAUAAUUGUCCUAGUAUCUUACAUUUACAUUGUUACUACCAUCUUGCACAUACCAUCUGGCAAAGGGAGACACAAAGCUUUCUCAACUUGCACUUCCCAUUUGAUGGCAGUAAGCUUAUUCUUUGGGGCAGUCUUCUUUAUAUAUGCCCUACCUGGGGCCAUGUCCUCUCCCAAUCAAGGGAAAGUGGUGUCAGUUUUCUACACAGUUGUCAUUCCAAUGUUAAAUCUGAUCAUCUAUAGCCUAAAAAACAAGGAGGUCAAACAGGCUCUGAUCAGGCAACUCAAAAGGAAAGGCUUUGUCUGUUGA